AUGGCGGUUCCGCAAAGUAAUGGAAAGACCGUGUUGAUUACAGGAAUCAACGGGUACAUUGCUGGCGUACUCGGUCAGCUUCUGUUGACCAAAGGCUAUUCCCUCCGCGGUACAACAAGAAGAGCAGCAAGUGUCGAGCCACUUCUGAAUGGUGCAUACGCACCUUAUAAGAAUCGUAUUGAAAUUUUUGAGGUCCCAGAUAUGACAAAAUCUGGCGCUUUCGACGAAGCUGUGAGAGGAGUCGAUGGGAUCUUCCACACCGCAUCACCAAUAAAUUUUGAUCUCACUGAUUUCGAUGAUGUUGUUCCUGUUGCAGUAGCUGGAAAUGAGACUCUUCUUGGUUCGGCAUUGGAAGCUGGCCCACAAUUAACCUCUGUCGUUGUCACAUCAUCUACCAUUGCAGUAACAAAUCCUAAAGAAGAACCGGAAUACGCUUUUACCGAGAAAGAUUUCGCAAGCGCUGCUCUAGAAGCGGCGAUAAAGAACAAGGAAGCCGGUCAGCCAACGCCUGCUGGUGUCCUGUACGGCGCGAGUAAGACUGCCUCGGAGCAAGCUUUGUGGAAAUUCAGAGAUACUCAUAAGCCAUCGUUUUCAAUUACCGCUAUAAACCCUUCAGUGGUAUUUGGUCCACCAGUAGUGUUGGCGUCUGAUCCUAAGCAACUCAAUGAAACACUCAGGCCAAUCUACGCAUUAGUUUCCGGAGAAGCAAAGACUGUACCACCUACCAUCGGCUCAGGUUCUUUUGUUGAUGUCAGAGAUGUGGCUCUUGAGCACGUCUGGGCUUAUGAGCACCCUGCAGAGGCAGAUGGACAGAGGUAUAUCGCGUGUGCUGGCAAAGGGUCAUUUCAAGGAGUUGCUGAUAUCCUGAGAUAUCAUUACAAAGGAACUCCAAUUGGAGACAGGAUUGCUGCCGGUAAUCCUGGAGAGGGUUAUGUUGGAUACAAUAAAGAGACGGGGGCUGUUUCAAAUGCGCAAUAUGCUCCUGGGACGGUCAGAAUUGACGGGACAAAAGCUGAAAAAGCCAUGGGAUUUAAGUACAUUCCAUUAGAGCAGAGUAUCGUCGAUACAGCAAGGGUUUUUGAGACUUAUUUUAAGACUGCAUGA
Glarea lozoyensis ATCC 20868 is the source of this 1104-nucleotide messenger RNA. RefSeq names its product NAD(P)-binding Rossmann-fold containing protein. The transcript has 3 exons. The record is from RefSeq and is a predicted model, not a curated record. Gene Ontology annotation, molecular function: oxidoreductase activity, acting on the CH-OH group of donors, NAD or NADP as acceptor. The coding region runs from base 1 to 1104 and encodes 367 amino acids. NCBI's taxonomy places the organism in Eukaryota, Fungi, Ascomycota, Leotiomycetes, Helotiales, Helotiaceae.